Molecule: messenger RNA, 2202 nt
Organism: Spinacia oleracea (spinach)
Lineage: Eukaryota; Viridiplantae; Streptophyta; Magnoliopsida; Caryophyllales; Amaranthaceae
Product: protein trichome berefringence-like 7
Exons: 5
Coding region: 598-1875 (425 amino acids)
Cellular component (GO): Golgi apparatus
Molecular function (GO): O-acetyltransferase activity
Source: RefSeq, a predicted model, not a curated record
AUUAUUUCCAAAAAUACUUGUAGAAAUUAUCCGUUUUCCUUCCCAAAUUUAGUUGGUAGUUUAGUAAAGUAUCAUUUUCUGGGUUGGCAAAAUCUAAGGAAGAACAAACUCAAUUGGAGUAGUUUAAACAAAAUUAGUAGUGGGUUGUCCGGUCUCUGUCUCAUUCAUGUACUCAUGUGCAGCUCCCACCCUUCUUCCUCGAAUCUUCUCUUUCUCUCUCUUCCCCAAACAUUGCCAAUCCAAAUCCUUCAAAUUACUUACUCUUUAUUUCUGCAUUAUUUGAUGCCUCGAGAUCGUUCUUCAGCUUCUAACUGUUGUGCUUUGGAUUUGAAUUUGAUGCCUUGAAACCCAAAAGAUCUUCUACCUAUAAUUAUUAGUUUGUUGAUUCAGCUUGAAUUUUGGAUUAGUGGGUACAUGUGGCGUUUGAAGUUUAGAAUCAAUUUUGACUUGAAAGACGAUGAUGAAGGAAUGAAUCUGCGCCGAAUUCGUGCCAAUUUUCUUAGUUAUAGAAGAUUGGGGAUUCGGGAUCAAGGGUUUUGUGGGUUUGGAUAAUGUGUAUUUUGAGGAGUGUUUUGGUGUACUUUUAAAUUUAAGACCAUGAAAAUUUUCAGUAGUGGUUCAGCAUUUAGUAGGAGUGUUUCUUCUAAUAGGAAGAAUGCUGCUCCCGUUGGCAGUCCAAAAGAGUUUCUCCAUAAAGACAAUUUAGACAACUCCAAUGGAAUUCGUCGAGAUAGUUUGAUCUCUCGGAAAUUGUGUAUUCUCGUCAUUAUUGGACCGCUAAUUACUUUCUACAUUGGUAUAUCUUGUGGGUAUCUUUAUGUUUUCCCUAGUCUCGGGCUGGGAUAUCAUGAGCAGGCUGCUUCCUCGAGGAUAUUUGAUGUCGUUGAUGGGAGUUGGGUAUCGGACUAUAGCUAUCCUUUGUAUAAUUCUUCUGAAUGUCCUUUUGUUGAACAAGGUUUCAAUUGCUUGGGUAAUGGGAGAAAGGAUAAAGAUUACCUUAGAUGGAGAUGGAAGCCCAAAGAUUAUGACAUUCCAAAAUUUAACGCAUCUAACGUAUUGGAAAGGCUUCGUGGUAAAAGAAUUGUUUUUGUAGGGGACUCUAUGAGUAGGACACAAUGGGAGUCUUUUAUAUGCCUGCUUAUGGUAGGAGUAGAGGAUAAGACGAGUGUUUAUGAAGUGAAGGGGAGGAACAUAACGAAAAUCAUAAGACACUUGGUUGUUCGCUUUCGCUCUUUUAACUUAUCUGUGGAGUUCUACCGGUCCGUUUUCUUAGUCCAGCCAGGUAUUGCACCGAAGCAUUCUCCAAAGAGAGUGAAGUCAACACUCAAGCUUGACAAAUUGGAUGACAUUAGUAAGGAAUGGAUUGAUUCAGAUGCAAUAAUAUUCAACUCGGGACAUUGGUGGAUACCAUCAAAAUUAUAUGAAACGGGUUGCUAUUUUCAGUUAGGUGGUUCACUGAAGCUUGGAAUGUCAAUACCUUCAGCCUACAAAAUAGCUAUGUCCACCUGGGCUUCAUGGGUGAAAACUUCAGUUAAUUCAACAAGAACGCGUGUCUUCUUUCGUACUUUUGAACCAUCUCACUGGAGUAAUGAGUCUACCGCACAUUGUACUGUGAUGCAAUUUCCAGAACCAGAUUAUGAUUAUAAGCAGCAGAGCCCAUUCUCGGAUAUGGUAACUGAUAUAGUGAAGAAGAUGAGAAUUCCUGCCACUAUGUUGAGGAUCACUUCCAUGUCAGCUUCUAGGGGAGAUGCACAUGUAGGCAACUGGAGUGACCGUAAAUCUUUUGCUGACUGUAGCCACUGGUGUCUCCCUGGAGUACCUGACUUUUGGAAUGAAAUUCUGUUGUCUUCCCUUCUCUCCCACAAGACCGGCUGAAAUGAGGCAGUUCAAGUUGGAUUCUUCGACUUCCAUUCUCCAUUAUACAUUAUUUGUCCUCUUUUUGAUAGGACAUAUACAGCUUGGAGAAUUGCGGCAUGUUGUAUCAGUACAGAGAUUUUGUGUCAAAGAGCCUCUCCUACAGGCUACAGUCUUUUUCGUUCAUGAAUUUUGUCAUUGCGUGUAUGAUGAAGAUCUGUAAGGAAAGCCAUUGGAGUUUUAAAGUUUGUAUUCUUUUAUUAACAUUUUGAUCAAGUGUUGUAUGUAGAAAAUAUGAAUAUUUGUUCAUUUGUUCAUUAAAGAAGAAUAAAUAAGUUGCAAAGUGUA